AUGUAUGUGGCCUUUGUCACCAAUCUGAUUGGAUACGAAGAUCAAUUGCAUCGAGAAGUUGCUUAUCAAGAUUUAUCUGCGUCAUUCGAUGCCGAGGAAAUUCUGUUGCAUGGUUCUGUUGGAGGCAUUCAGAAUCAGAGAAAGCAAUUAUUUAGAGAGCUUCCAACCUCCACAGUUUUCUACACGAAAUCCCAAGAAACCCCGACAGAAGAUCAGGGGCACAAAUACAUUUGCAUCAAGAAAUAUGAUAAAAAUUUUGCAAAUGUCUUAGAUGAUAAUAUAAGCCACGAAAAUCAGUACGAAACUACAAGUAUUUAUCAAAUGUUUGAAGAUAAACAUAAAAGAACUUCAUUCAAGCUUAAGGAAGAUCGGAAAUCACCAGAAUUGACGGUCAGUAGAAACACGGACAUAAAGAUUGCUCCACUGUCAAAACAGUUGCCAAGACAUUCCCGUAAGAGCAGCGACGACACAAACGAAGCACAUUCAGCAAGACACAGUGAAAAUACAGUCUCCCAAAUUUAUAUUGACCACACACAAGAUUUACACUGCAUCGAAACAUAUGACGAAAAAGAUGACGAUGAAAAUGAUUUGAUCACCACUAAAAUUCACGAACCUGUUAAACAAAAUCGUUUGCUUAAAUACGAGAGGAAAGAAUCUAAUGAUGAAAAGGAAAUUAGAAAAACACCAGUUGAAAAUGAAAUCUUUGGUAUAAGAGAUGACUUUACAAAAGGUAUAAAUUAUCAAGAUCAGCCCGAUAUUAUCGGCGAUGUAUCUCCGAUUUCAGAUAGCAAUCGAUAUAGCGUUCAAAAUUCCUUCAGUGAAAGUGGAAAGGACAUCGUAGAAGACUUUGGCCAGCAAAAUGAUGUUAAAAAGAUAAAUACGAUUGAGGGUGUUGGACAAUUUGAAAAGUCUGGUGAUAAAUUUCAAGAAAAAACAAAUGGACUAGAUGAUGUUUCUUCUAACAACACCAAUGAAUGGGAUAUGGACAUUUCUGAUUUAGAAUCUGAAAGUUCAAUUGAAACAGAAACUGAAGUACAAUCAAAUACUGAUUCAAAUACUGAAGUGAAACAGCCACACCGCCAUAACAUUCAGAGGAGGAAGGGUCCAAGAUAUGACUCCAGAAGGAAGUAUCUCAGUGUACAUACCCCUAAAAGAAACCUCAGAACAAGUCUGUCAAACGCUGACAGUAUAGGAUAAAGAUAAUAUAUGCAA
This is a messenger RNA of Saccostrea cuccullata (small rock oyster), 1212 nucleotides long. RefSeq lists its product as uncharacterized. The transcript has 3 exons. The coding region runs from base 1 to 1197 and encodes 398 amino acids. NCBI's taxonomy places the organism in Eukaryota, Metazoa, Mollusca, Bivalvia, Ostreida, Ostreidae. The record is from RefSeq and is a predicted model, not a curated record.